Molecule: messenger RNA, 3431 nt
Organism: Ectocarpus sp. CCAP 1310/34
Lineage: Eukaryota; Phaeophyceae; Ectocarpales; Ectocarpaceae
Source: the annotation of a GenBank genome assembly
AGCACAGCAGCUCUCGUUUGUCACAUACGCUCCACCCUUCUACUGCGGUAGCCUGUUCUCUGCGGUAGAGACAGCAACGGCGCUAUGAGUCUCCGAUCGUCCAGAGCUGCGCGAGUACCCUAUGUCCCUCCAGCCGCGAGAGCAUCAUCCGCGCAUGGACAAAGUGCGGACGGAUACACUCGACAAGGGCACGACACAACAGCAGCUACGAGACAGCCACGCCAACAGGGAAGGGCUGCAGAUGACGACACCGCAGACGGCCAACAAGCAGAAGUGAUCAAUGGUACGACUCUACCGGCGGUAGAGGCAUCGAGCAGCACCAACCUGGCGACAAAAGCGGCACCGCGUGCAGCUGCACCAGCAUCAGCAGGAGGCCAGACGAGGCCAGACGAGGUACGCCUCCUACCGCCAGCAGACCGGGACGACAGCACAAGGGAUCAAGUUUCCGACCAGCCCACACCAACUCCGCAGGACGUGAACCAUACCGCGCCUCCCGUUGCCGAAAGGAGGAGGAGACCCAGGCAAGCGUGGGCGCAGUACGUGCCGCCUGGCCGGCGAAGUGGCGGGGCAUCCUCCGCCUCCUCCGUUCCUGCAAGCAGCAGCAGCGGCAACGAAAAACACUCCUCUUGCCCCCGUGCGGAAGACACCAACAAAUCAACGUCGUCGAAGUCAAGAGACGGUGAAUCGAACGGGGGGAAGGGAAGCCGUCCGGCGCUGAAAGAAAAGCCUAGUGUUGUUUUCGCCGCCGACGGACCAGCUCCAGCAGACCAACAAGAGGGUGCAUCCGAGCACCGGAGCACGGCAACUACAACGUCGCCGUCGUUGUGCUACGCCCACGGGGAUAAAACCGGUUCGAAGGCCACUGCGGCACCCCCUCUGGAGAGUCAGGCGUCCUGUCCUCCUUCUCCAGCCAAAAACAGGGGGGGCAGCAGUAGGACUGACGGUGCCUCCACGGAUCCUACGGCAACAUCGGCUCUCGACCAGACCAGCGAAGAACACCGGGAUGAGGAAAAUGCCCCCACCGCUUCGGAUCCCAGAGAGAAGAUCGUUGAGCCUCCCCCUGCCAGCGACAGCAAGAGAGUCGAGGAAAACGUCACCGGGGACAAGAACGAGGAUCAAGAGCUACCGGCAUUCAAGCCGCCAGCAGCCAGAUACGUACCGCCGGGCCGGCGGAAGGCCCUCGACGCAGAGUUAGCGGCAGCCGCAGAUUCCGGCAGCAGCGGUGGCGCUGCUGCUGGGGACGGGAUGGGUCCCUUGUGGACAUCUCGAGCGCCUGUUCGUGUUAGCCAGAGGGAGCGGCCGUCGGACAGGGAUGCGAGCCCCGCCAGUCGCCCCGCGCCUGCACGCGUGGCCCACGUGGUCAGCGGCGGCAUGUCGGCGUACGGCACCAACAUCUCAGAGUACUCCGAGGAAAUGAGUCGAGAGCAGGUGGAGGCAUGUACGGCCGUGGUGUCCAACUUUCCGGUGGCGUUGCCUCCCGGCCAGCGCGACUCGAUGCUGCAGUCCCUCGUCUCCCUAGGCGGCCUCGUCGUGUGGCCUCGCCCGGAUGAGGCGUUGGUAACAUUUGCUACUCCGGCGUUAGCGCGACAGGCAGUGUCCGCGAGGAACAACCGCGAUUCGGUGCUUCUCGUGGAGCUCCUAUCACUGGCGCGGUUGGAGAAGAGGACGGGCUACAGACGAGGCAACGACUCUCCUCCCUCUUCCGACCAUGAAGGCGCCAAUAUUUCUCCCAUGCACACCAACGACCACGACGACGACUGGCGCGAUGAGGAUGCGGGUGGCGAGCCAGGUCGCGGGCAGGCGAAACUGCCGUUCGGUUCUGCGGUUCGCUCUGCAGCGAGCGCUGCGGUGUCUGCAGCAGCUCGCACAGCAAUGGCGGUGGCGCCCGAAGUCGCUCCGCCUGCGCGAAAAAACGCGGUGCAACCUCUCCACCGGUCGACGCAGCAUCGCCACAGGCGAGCGCGGUGGAGCAAGGAGGACGCCGGGAUGGCGGGGAGCUUGGCAGCAUGGCUGAAGCCCCCAGCUCAGCAGCAGGAAGGGCAGCAUGGUUCGCCUCAAAUUAUGGAGACUGAAGGUGCGGUGGAGAUGGAUGUUGAGGUGGGAGAUGUUGGUGCGGACAGCAGUGAUCAUGAUGCCGAGAAGAUCUGCAGCCCGCAAGAAGAACAUGACCGCACCAGCCGUGGCGACAGCAGCGAGAGCGAGACCGACAUGCUGGUAUGUUCGGGUGUUGGUGUUCCGCUGGAAGAUUGGUUUGGUGAGGAUGACCAGGCUAGAGCUGCAGAGCUUCUUUAUUCCAGCGGCGAGGACAGUUUUCUCGACGCACUAGACGCAAGCCGCGACCGCUCUCGCGGCCCCGGCGAACUUGACGGAGAGAGCGGCGACAAGGCUGAUGAUGAUGUUCAGCCUCAGGACACCGGCGAAGCAGAAGCUGUGGGAGACACCGGCGAAACAGCAGCUGUGGGAGGAGCCGGGCACGCAGCCUCUAGCGGUACAAGUGGUGAGACCGUCCGAAAAAGUUCGAGGACGAACCUUUUCGACGGGCUGUACGCCGACCCCGCCCGCGCACGAGACGGGGCACGCGGCCGAUGCAGUGGGCCUGGGCGAGGAACACGGGUGGCGUCGGGGGAUGGAGCCAAGGGGAGGUUUGCGGGGUUGAACAAAAAACGAUUGAAGCACAGAAGGCGCGAGGAGAGGAAGAAGACACCGGAACAACGAGCGCGAGAGCGAGAAGCGCGAGAGCGAGCGCGAGAGCGAACGCGAGAGCGAGCACUCAAAGCGCAGAGAAGGCGGGAGAACACGCCGCGAGAGAAGGAGCUCUUGGACAUCUACCAGAAAGUGGUGGACGCUAUCGACAAGGCGGAGCAGUCCAACAGCUACAGCGGUAUUGUGGAGGACCCGACGGAAAUGCUGACGGAAUCUCGUCUCCCGUCCAUCAUGCGUACCGCCUUGGCGAUUCGGGCGUACGCUGUCCUCGAGAUUGAGGAAGGUGUCAACAAGAUGCGGCACAGCCGCUACGUCGGAGAUGUGGUGAAAACCACAGCGCAGACGGUGCGCAAGUGGGUAAAGGAGUUCUGCCAAGACGGAAAAUUUCUCAUCAGAAAACGACUUUACGAGAUAAGCCAGGCGGACUCCUUCAUCGACCAUGAGGACAUCGCCGAGCGUUGCCGGGAGGAAAUCGACCGGCGGCUUUACCGCCGGAAGAAAACGGAUCCGCGGUUUCGUGUCUCGGACUUUCAGAGGUAAGGGGACGGACGUGAAAAUGAGAGAGCGCGCGGUGGGUGAACACUGUUCUUCUGAAAGAAGUGUUUUCCGGCGGAGGAGGCAUCUCUCGGACAACGGCGCACAGCUGGAUCUGCAGACUCGGCUUCAGGUGGAAGAAGAGCGGGAAGUGCGUCUACGUCGAUGGCCACAACCGCCCGGAUGUCGUCGAG